GUGUCAGUAUACAGCAAAACGGAGAUAGUUUCAGAAUUUGAUGUCAUGGGAUAUCUAACGCAGAGCUUGGCAGGAAAAGAAAUGGAGAGGAAACCAAGUUCUUCUUCCACUAAGAUAGAGAGAAAAAUCAUUGAGAAGAAUAGAAGGAAUUAUAUGAAGAACCUCUACAACAAUCUCAACUCUCUUCUUCCUAAUCGAAGCUGCAAGGAAGCAUUGCCACUGCCGGAUCAGAUAGAUGAAGCUAUAAACUAUAUAAAGAGUUUAGAGGGAAAGUUGCAGGAAUGCAAUGUGAAGAAGGAAAAUUUAAUGGGAAGAAAAAGAUCAUACGCCUGCACAAAUAGUCCUGCAACUUUGGCAGCAAGCUCAAAACCACCCAAAAUCGAGAUUCAUGAAAUGGGUUCCACUUUAGAGGUGGUUUUGACAACUAGUGUAGAUAAUCAGUUCAUAUUUUAUGAGGUUAUUCGCAUUCUUCAAGAAGAUGGUGCAGAGGUUGUGAAUGCCAAUUGUUCAACUGUCGGAAAUACGAUUUUCCAAGUAAUUCAUGCAGAGAUGGGAGAUAGAAUGUUCAGUUUUGGAGCUGCAAAAAUAACUGAGAGAUUAAACCAGUUUGUACUUGGAUCCACCAGUGAAGUAGAGUUGCAAUCUCCAGAAUUAUGGAACUUUGCAAUCGAUCCAGAAUGUUGGGAUUUCUAAGUCCUGCUAUUCAUAUGUAUUGAUCAGGUGCAAAUCUAGUUAGAAGUAUUAAUACAAUCUUGGAAAUUUCACUUGAACUUGUGAUUUCCUUUCCUGAAACAGAUUUUUCUCUUAUUUUUUUCACGAAACUGAAACUGAUGAUGUGAAGAACACAUGCACAUAAUAAAAUAAAGCAUGAGGUGACCAGUUUUAGGAACCCGUUAAAAAUUCA
This is a messenger RNA of Pistacia vera, 904 nucleotides long. RefSeq names its product transcription factor bHLH162-like. Gene Ontology annotation, cellular component: RNA polymerase II transcription regulator complex. Gene Ontology annotation, molecular function: DNA-binding transcription factor activity, RNA polymerase II-specific; RNA polymerase II transcription regulatory region sequence-specific DNA binding; protein dimerization activity. Gene Ontology annotation, biological process: regulation of transcription by RNA polymerase II. The transcript has 3 exons. The record is from RefSeq and is a predicted model, not a curated record. NCBI's taxonomy places the organism in Eukaryota, Viridiplantae, Streptophyta, Magnoliopsida, Sapindales, Anacardiaceae. The coding region runs from base 46 to 693 and encodes 215 amino acids.